Messenger RNA from Cyphellophora europaea CBS 101466, 621 nucleotides. RefSeq lists its product as uncharacterized. NCBI's taxonomy places the organism in Eukaryota, Fungi, Ascomycota, Eurotiomycetes, Chaetothyriales, Cyphellophoraceae. Bases 1 to 621 code for a protein of 206 amino acids. The record is from RefSeq and is a predicted model, not a curated record. The transcript is spliced from 2 exons.
AUGGCAGCCGCGGCAGCCGUCUUUCAGCCCGUCCAACUCCCCAUCCCUGAAGACGUUACUUCUGCCCCCAAGCCAGCCCUUCUUGCAUCUUCGCCAUAUCUCGAUCAAGGUCACCUCCUCAAUCUCGACACUCUUGACCCUCAAAGUCGUCUACUUGCCCAUGCUCUUACCAAGCUCCACAGCCAGGGAACCGACUAUGCGACAGUCAAGUACGAAGACAGCUUGAACCUGGAUAACGUCUUGACCGAGCUGGAAAAGCUGGCUCAUACCGCGAACCUCCAAUGGGAAGAACAGGAUUUCUAUGUCGUCGAGUUUCGUUCCAAGCUCAAGCCUCAGAUCGACAAUCUCCUGCUUUUUGAGCUCGAUAAGGAGUCUCAUAGAGAGGCCAACAUCAGCGGUGGGCUGCUGAAGUACUGGUACGGUGAGCCUGAUGCUGAGCGUCGAAACCUCGCAACCUGCUUCUGGACCCACAAGGAGGCUGCCAUCGCGGGUGGAAGAGGUCCUCUGCAUAAGCAGGCUCGCGCCAUCAUACCACAGAUGUAUGAGUCAAUCAACAUCAAGGGCCUAAGGUUCACCGUCAAGGACAACGUUGCGGGCUGGACUCUCGAACCCUAUGCAUGA